This is a messenger RNA of Armigeres subalbatus, 2100 nucleotides long. Its product is annotated as platelet glycoprotein V. Bases 415 to 1965 code for a protein of 516 amino acids. Gene Ontology annotation, molecular function: protein binding. The record is from RefSeq and is a predicted model, not a curated record. NCBI's taxonomy places the organism in Eukaryota, Metazoa, Arthropoda, Insecta, Diptera, Culicidae. The transcript is spliced from 4 exons.
CUCGACCGCGGUCAGUUCUCGUUUGACGAUUCCUCAAACAGCAUCUAUUAUGAGUGAUCGCGCGCGCACCUAACGAUUGAUUGUUUCAUUCUUGGUUCUCAAGUGCUUGGACGCCUGACUGACCCUGAUCACAAUCGGUUUGGUGAUCGUCAACGUAAUUCCGAAAACUGAAUUGUGGUCAUUAGUGAAGGUAAAGCUGAGGACGAACGGAAGAUCAAUUUUGAUGUGUUUAACUUGUGUGUUUGGAAUCGUUAGAAUAAUCUUCGCUAUACAAACGCGUUAUUUGAUCUGUGACCUUCAAAAUUAAGACAGAUUAUAGACCUCAGCUCAGUUCUCACAUGCUGUUGACUUACUGAUAAUGAAGCCCUGGUCAUCAGCAUCAUUGUCAACAUUGAAUGGAAAACGCGGAACAAGAUGAUGACGCAUUUGUACAACUGCAGCCAACGAUUCACGAAGAUAUUCCUGCUCUUGCUGGUGUGGGUAGCCAGCGGCCACACCCUGGAGAAUACCGAAUUUGAACCAGUCGAAGGGAUUUGCGAAGUGUGUUCAUGUACGGUUCGCAACGAAUCCAACUCCCAGUACCUCAGCUACUCCAUCCUGGACUGCUCGGCGAAAAACUUCCAACACAUGUUGGCCUCAUGGCCGGAUAUUUUCGACAACGACCUGUCCAAACAGGAAAUCGUUUUCUCGUUGUCCGGAAACGAUAUCAAAUCGCUGCAGCAACUGCCACCGACGGAGGCCGACUUGGUGUUCAGCUGCCGGCACUGCAACCUUACCGAGCUGGCCAGUGGAGCUUUCCUGGAUACGCCCAACAUCAACCGGUUGGACUUGAGUUGGAACCUACUGACUGGGGAUGUCCUGCGGCCGGAUGUGUUCCGCGGGAGAUAUGCUGAACAGGAAUACGAAUCGAUUGCGUUGGAUGAGCUAGACUUGAGCUACAAUUCGAUUGGGUUCCUAGAUGCAUCGUUGUUCGAACACAUGGUACAUCUGCGGCGGCUGUCGCUGGCUCACAAUCCGCUGAAGGAAUUGACAGACGGUUCGGUAACGGCACUGGGAUCGAUCAGUCGAUUGGAACAUUUGGAUCUGUCGUACGCCCAACUCGUGGACCUUCCUCGUGAGAUGUUCGAGAAGGUUGAAGGACUGCGGGAACUGUUGGUUCAGGGCAAUCAAUUUACGGCGGUGCCGAGCUCGAUCCGCUUGCAGAAACCGACACUGAUGGCACUGUACAUAGGCGAGAAUCCGAUUCAGCGCUUGGACGACGAGAGCUUCUCUGAUUUGGAUCAUUUGACACAGUUGAAUAUCAGCGGGAUGCCGCUGUUGGAUGAUAUCGACACGGGGACGUUCGCCGAGUUGAAGUCACUGGAAGUGUUAUCCUGCAGCCAUAAUCCGAAACUGGACAAAUUCGAUAUGAGCGAUUUGAAAGGAUUGAUACGGCUAAGACAGCUGGACAUCUCCUACUGCGUCAUCGAGCAUCUCCUUCUGGAUGAACCCAUCCCGGUGCAGGACAAAAGUUCCGACAUCGACACGUUCCCCAAGUUGCGUUCCGUCAAACUGGAAGGCAACCCUUGGCACUGCGACUGCGAGCUGUACGAGACCAUCGAAUCCGUCAAGCACAUCCUCGAGGACGAGUUCGAAUCGCCGCACAGUUCGUCCGAAGCGCGCUGUGAAACACCGUACGACCUGGCGGCACUGCCGCUGACCGAACUGGGCGACAAAUCGCUCUGUUCCACGCCACCGAAGAAAGUUCCUAAAAUCCCCAUUUACGAGGCGCCGGCUUUCCUCAGGCCGCGGUCGAUCGUUCUAUCGCUCCUGUCGGUGGUGGUGGUGCUGCUGAUCGGGUUCAUCAUCGGCGUGAUCAUUGUGUGCAUCAAGCGCAAACUGAAGCAGAACGACCUGGGCUUUGGAUCGCCCGUGCGAUACACGACGGUGCGGAACAGCACAACGUCGACGAUUUUGCAAGCUUAGAGGAAAGGAGAGCUAUGGGGCAAUUACCCUUGAGAGAAACGAAUUUUUGUUUAUUCUAGUCUAUCUUAUCUUGUUAAGAAUGUGUAAUUGUAAGCUUUGUAUUAUAAUAGCAGGUAAAUAAAUGUAAAUAAACUA